GCAGCGGAAGUCCUUCUUCCCGCGGCAGUUUCCCGGGCGCACGUGUGUGUAAUGGCGGGGAUACCACUGGACAACUGGCGGCCCGCUACGGUCUCCCUGGACACCAGUAUGGGCACAAUUACGGUGGAGUUAUACUGGGACCAUGCGCCCCGGACUUGUAAGAACUUCGCGGAGCUCUCCCGGCGCGGCUACUACAACGGCACCAAGUUCCACCGCGUCAUCAAGGACUUUAUGGUCCAAGGCGGGGACCCUACAGGCACCGGGCGCGGAGGGGGCUCCAUCUACGACGGGAAACACUUUGAAGAUGAGCUCCACCCGGAGCUGAAGUUCACCGGGGCCGGUAUCCUCGCCAUGGCCAAUGCCGGGCCUGACACCAAUGGCAGCCAGUUCUUCCUCACCCUCGCCCCGUCCCAGUGGCUGGACAGCAAGCACACUAUCUUUGGGCGGGUGUGCCAGGGCCUUGGUACCCUGAACAGGCUGGGUAUGGUGGAGACGGACAGCCAGGACCGGCCGCUGGACGAGGUGAAGAUCCUCCGGGCCCACCCACAGGGCUGAUGGAGGAGCCGGGCGUGCAUGUCCGUCUGUGGACUGGAGGAGCCGGGCGUGCAUGUCCGUCUAUGGACUGGAGGAGCCGGGCGUGCAUGUCCGUCUGUGGACUGGAGGAGCCGGGCGUGCAUGUCCGUCUGUGGACUGGAGGAGCCGGGCGUGCAUGUCCGUCUGUGGACUGGAGGAGCCGGGCGUGCAUGUCCGUCUGUGGACUGGAGGAGCCGGGCGUGCAUGUCCGUCUGUGGACUGGAGGAGCCGGGCGUGCAUGUCCGUCUGUGGACUGGAGGAGCCGGGCGUGCACGUCGCACUAUGGACUGGCUGCACGGACUUGUGGACAGCUUUAGAUUAUUUUUUUUGUUUUCAUUGUGGUUUUUUUUUACAUUGUAACUUCACUUUUCUAAUGAAAAUCUGAGUAAAAAUAAAUCCUUACUUACAUCA
Messenger RNA from Bufo gargarizans (Asiatic toad), 984 nucleotides. It is a transcript of the gene PPIL1, whose product is annotated as peptidylprolyl isomerase like 1. Gene Ontology annotation, molecular function: peptidyl-prolyl cis-trans isomerase activity. The transcript has a single exon. Gene Ontology annotation, biological process: protein peptidyl-prolyl isomerization; protein folding. The record is from RefSeq and is a predicted model, not a curated record. The coding region runs from base 52 to 555 and encodes 167 amino acids. Lineage: Eukaryota; Metazoa; Chordata; Amphibia; Anura; Bufonidae. Gene Ontology annotation, cellular component: catalytic step 2 spliceosome.